Molecule: messenger RNA, 3159 nt
Organism: Piliocolobus tephrosceles (Ugandan red Colobus)
Lineage: Eukaryota; Metazoa; Chordata; Mammalia; Primates; Cercopithecidae
Gene: ZNF397
Product: zinc finger protein 397
Exons: 4
Coding region: 155-1756 (533 amino acids)
Biological process (GO): regulation of DNA-templated transcription
Molecular function (GO): DNA-binding transcription factor activity, RNA polymerase II-specific; RNA polymerase II cis-regulatory region sequence-specific DNA binding
Source: RefSeq, a predicted model, not a curated record
CGGAGCGCACGAGAGCGGAACACUGAGUACGCGCACUUCCGGUCUUUGUGGCUGGCCGCUCCUGGGCUUCGCGGAAAGAAGAGAUUACUCACACUCCUUCUCAAGCACCGAACCCAGUUGUACUGAGCUUUUUGCUAAGCUGUUUCAGCCAAGAAUGGCUGUGGAAUCUGGAGCAAUUUCAACCCUGAUACCGCAGGAUCCUCCAGAACAAGAACUAAUACUAGUAAAAGUAGAAGAUAACUUUUCCUGGGAUGAGAAAUUUAAGCAGAAUGGGAGUACUCAACCCUGCCAAGAAUUGUUUCGUCAGCAGUUCAGAAAGUUUUGCUACCAGGAGACACCUGGGCCCCGGGAGGCACUGAGCCAACUCCAGGAACUUUGCUAUCAGUGGCUAAUGCCAGAGUUGCACACAAAGGAGCAGAUCUUGGAACUGCUGGUACUGGAGCAGUUCCUGAGCAUUCUGCCUGAGGAGCUGCAGAUCUGGGUUCAGCAACAUAAUCCAAAAAGCGGCGAGGAAGCUGUGACCCUGUUGGAGGAUUUGGAGAGGGAGUUUGAUGACCCAGGGCAGCAGGUCCCAGCUAGUCCACAGGAACCAGCAGUGCCAUGGAAGGAUUUAACAUGUCUCAGAGCAUCCCAAGAGUCACCAAACAUCCACCUCCAGCCCUUAAAGACACAGCUGAAAUCCUGGAAACCGUGCCUUUCCCCUAAAAGUGAUUGUGAGAACAAUGAAACAGCAACAAAGGGCAUCUCAGAAGAAAAAUCACAGGGACUCCCUCAGGAACCUUCAUUUCGAGGAAUUAGUGAGCAUGAAAGCAAUUUAGUGUGGAAGCAAGGAAGUGCUACAGGGAAGAAACUAAGAUCUCCUUCCCGAGGGGGCAGUUUUAAUCAAGUGAUCUUCACAAACAAAUCUCUAGGAAAGAGAGACCUUUAUGAUGAGGCUGAAAGAUGCUUGAUUCUAACUACAGACUCUAUAAUGUGUCAGAAUGUUCCUCCAGAAGAGAGACCUUAUAGAUGUGAUGUAUGUGGGCAUAGCUUCAAGCAGCAUUCCUCUCUAACACAACAUCAGAGAAUCCAUACUGGAGAGAAGCCCUAUAAAUGUAACCAGUGUGGGAAGGCCUUUAGUUUGAGGUCCUAUCUUAUUAUUCAUCAGAGAAUUCAUAGUGGUGAGAAAGCAUAUGAAUGUAGUGAAUGUGGGAAAGCUUUCAAUCAGAGCUCAGCCCUCAUUAGACAUCGGAAAAUCCAUACUGGUGAGAAGGCUUGUAAAUGUAAUGAGUGUGGCAAAGCAUUCAGUCAAAGUUCAUAUCUCAUUAUACAUCAAAGAAUUCACACUGGUGAGAAACCUUAUGAGUGUAAUGAGUGUGGGAAAACCUUUAGCCAGAGCUCAAAACUCAUUAGACAUCAGCGAAUUCACACAGGAGAGAGACCCUAUGAAUGCAAUGAAUGUGGAAAAGCUUUCAGGCAAAGCUCAGAGCUGAUCACUCAUCAGAGAAUACAUAGUGGAGAGAAACCCUAUGAAUGUAAUGAAUGUGGAAAAGCUUUCAGUUUGAGCUCAAACCUUAUCAGACAUCAGAGAAUUCAUAGUGGAGAGGAACCUUAUCAGUGUAAUGAAUGUGGCAAAACCUUCAAAAGGAGCUCAGCCCUUGUUCAGCAUCAGAGAAUUCAUUCUGGGGAUGAAGCUUAUAUAUGUAAUGAAUGUGGGAAGGCUUUCAGGCACAGAUCAGUCCUUAUGCGCCAUCAGAGAGUCCACACUAUGAAGUAAUUUGUGAAUACUGUGAAUAGUGUAAAUACUUAAGUCAAAUUUUUAUGUUUGUUAGUCAAAAGAGUUUACUUUGGAGCCAAACUCCAUAAAGGUUAUAAAAUACUAGAUCUUGAGUCUAGCUUGCUUUGUGCAGCAUUUCCCAGUGCUAAAGUGUCCUUUGAAAGCUUUUCCUGUGACUAAUCAGAACAGAAUACAGAAGAAUCAUUACUUCCAGCUCUUCUCUUAUUAGGAAUACUCAGGAAAUAUGAAAAAUGGGAAUGUAACAUUGAAAUCUUAUUUUGUGUGAAAAUGUCAUGAAAAGAAUAUAGCAACCUAGGCUCUGUCACUGCAUCUGAUUGUUAGUGUACCAGGUUAUGGGGCUGGUGUGGACCGUGUGAGGCACUUUGUCUCAGGAACUAAAAAAAAAAAUUUACUGACCUAAUAAAGAACAGUGACAGAGCAGCAAGAAAGGUGGGGAAAUGGCUUCAUCAAUGAUUUGUUGAGCCCAGGGCAGGCCAGGAAUUAGAUAGGAGUGAGAAGAAAGAAUAUAAUUUACCCAAAGGUUAUUUUUUGAGUACCUACUUUAUCUCAGGGACUAGGAAUACAGUGGAAAACAAGACUAAUCUCUGUAUCUAAUGGGCAAGGCAGCCAAACAGGCAGUGAAAGUGGAAUGCUCCUAUGUGACCUUAAGGAGCCUCUGACUCAGCCUUGGAUAAGGAAAUGGGGGAAAUGGCCUGAAGGAUGAGGAGAAGUUAGCCAAGGUGGUACUCCAGGGAAGAAGAUUCCCAGUAAAGAACAGUAGCCAAAGGCCAGAAAUAAAGUGUGGCGCAUUCCUUGAGUUCCUGAUGUAGUGAGGUCUUGUCAGAGAAGUCUGGGUCUGGCCAGACUCUUAAGCGGUGCCAAUGGAGAAGUUCCUGUUAAUAGACAAAACCUGGAGCCCUUGGACCACAGGGGAGUCAAGAGCUUUGUCUUGGUUUAUGUGACCCCAGGGAAAGGGCAAAUACGUGGUUUCCUUGCCAAACCUGUAGGCUAUCCUAGAACUUCCAUGAGGGUAGUGGUGGGAAUGAGGGUGAGAAAGAGCCCAUACCUAUACCUCAAGAGUCUGAGUGUUAAGACUGUCUCUCCCAUCCUUAAGAUUCUCCUUUGAUUCUAAAGACAGUAUCAGAGUAGCUGUCAGGUUUCCUAUAAUUCCCAAGACUCUAGAUCAGAAGCUGCCAUGUCAUUUGUUUCUGGGGCUGUAUGCCCACAGUUCCUAGUACAUUCCCUUGGGCUUUGGUGCUCAAAAAGUACUUGUCAGUUGCUUGGGUCUGUGACGUUCUUUGGGCACCUCGCACAUGUUCAGUUUUGUUUUAGUCACCAGUAUUUCACAAUAUCUUUUGCAAUUUUUUUUUUUUUUUUUUUGAAAUGGAGUUUCCCUCUUGGUG